Dacryopinax primogenitus is the source of this 651-nucleotide messenger RNA. Its product is annotated as alpha/beta-hydrolase. Lineage: Eukaryota; Fungi; Basidiomycota; Dacrymycetes; Dacrymycetales; Dacrymycetaceae. The transcript is spliced from 2 exons. Gene Ontology annotation, molecular function: hydrolase activity. The record is from RefSeq and is a predicted model, not a curated record. The annotation marks the transcript as partial.
AAGCCCGUACACCUCAACUUCCACGGAUCGGGGUUCAUAUUCCCCUCCCUCGGGUCGAACCAUCUUGCCUGUACGCUACUAGCGCGACAAACAGGUGCCAUCGUGCUAGACUGCGACUACCGGAAGGGCCCGAAGAAGAACGAGGAGGGGAGGUUUGAUGGGCGGGUUACGGUGAGCGGGUUCUCGGCUGGGGGGACGCUGGCGCUCGCUUUGGUGGGGAAUUUGGAGGAAGGGGUGCAGGUCCAGGGGGUGACGGUCUUCUACCCGCCUGUGGACUGCUCGGUGCCUUUUCGCAAGAAGGUGCCUCCUCCUCCGGGCCCGGGGGGGCCAAACCCGAUAGGAGACUUGGAGCUUAUGCGGCUGGCGUAUUUGGGAGACUGGAACGAGCUGAGGGACCCGAGGUUGAGUCCCGCGUUCUGUGAGCCGGGGAAGUUCCCAGAUAAAGGGAGGACGUUGCUCUUGAGUGUUGAGCAGGACUGGCUGGACGCUGAGUGCCGGGCGUUUGGGGAAAGACUGGAUGAGGCGGGGAGGGGAGUGGUGAGGAUUUGGGAGAAAGGGGUGGGGCAUGGGUUUGACGUGUUUUGUUCUGAGGGAACGGGGGAGGCGGAGAGAAGGGAUCGCGUGUAUAGGGAGAUGGUGCUGUGUGUGAAG